Molecule: messenger RNA, 1557 nt
Organism: Rhizoctonia solani
Lineage: Eukaryota; Fungi; Basidiomycota; Agaricomycetes; Cantharellales; Ceratobasidiaceae
Exons: 6
Coding region: 1-1557 (518 amino acids)
Source: RefSeq, a predicted model, not a curated record
AUGGCUCAGACGGCCGCUGCAAACCACCCCGAGUCACUGCGAGUCCUAGCACUGCCUUCGUCGCCUCCGCGGCCCCAGCUCAUCGUCGAUCCUGCGCUCCAGAUGCUCUCCCAGCCCCACUCUGCUGCCAUUGCUGAAAAAACACCCGCCUCUCCCUGGUCUGCUGCGACCACCGCCCCUGCCCCUGCCACCCCCGCGACUCCUGCCACCCCGGUCCCCCCGCCUCCAGCUUCAGCUUCAGCUCCCGGCUCCGGCGACCCCCACCACGGCCCAGUCGUGUGCCAACUGCGGAACAGAGACCACUCCGCUAUGGAGGCGGGAUACAGAGGGCCUGAUCAUAUGCGAUUGUGGCUCUAUGCCAAGUCACGGCGUCAACCCAGGCCUGUCACACUCGGACGCACGUCGACACCGAGCUACACAUUUGUCUCACAACAACCACCCGCUGUGUCACCCACUGGUCUCAACGAACCCACGGGAGCAAUCACGUCUGCAGCCACAGCCACAGGCCCAGGUUCGCAUCCCGGGGGAACAUGUCCUGGCGAUGGUCGUUGCGAUGGGACUGGUGGAGCCUCUGCCUGUGCAGGCUGUCCUGCCUUCAACAAUAACAUGGCCGCCGCCAGCUCGCACGACCAACCACAGGUCAGGUCCGCACUCCCGGUCUAUCGGAUCGCCCUUCCGGUGCGCCCGGUGCCCUUAGCUGUACCAAUUGUGGGACGAGCACUACCCCACUCUGGCGACGGGAUGAUGCCGGGAAUAACAUUUGUAACGCCUGUGCAAACAAGCGGAACAGCUGCAGCUGAAGCUCUAGUUGCUGUCGGCCGUGGCCCCGACGGAACAAUCCACGGUGUGCUCGAGAACGAUACGGUAGACUUGGACUCCCAACACAAGAAGAAGCGACAACGAAAGGCGAAACAGACCGCACCUGUACCUGACCCCAACGCUCCUCUUGGUCUCCCCCCUCCUGGGCCUCCGAGUACAUCCAGCCAGGGCGAAAACGGCGCUGGGAGCCCUGUGCCUCUGGCGAGAUAUAUUGACGAAGCAGCAUUGUCGAGCCUUCAGCGACGAGUCCAGCAGCCCAGUAUCAUCGUGAUAGUAUCCUACCCCCUCCUACGCUUCCCGGAAUGGAAGACGACCGUCGAUAUAAUAACCGAGGACGUUUCUCAAGUCCUCAUGGGGGUCUCGAGUUAUUUGGGAGCCCCUCCUCGUGAAAGGGACGAGGGCGCUUCUGCAGUCCAUGCAGUUUCACCUUCCCCGCUCCAUCACCACGGCCCCCAUGACCCUACGAACUCCCCACCGAUCCCUACACGCGCUGAACUCGAAAAGCACUAUGUGGAUCUCCGAGCUGAGCGAGCUCGUCUUGAAGACAUGCUGCGUCGAACAGACGUAAUGCUCGCUGGGGUUAAGCGUGGCAUUGAUGAGGCUGGGAUAGCAGAAAACGGUGUAGAUGAGCGGGAGCGAACCCGCGAGCGGCCAAGCGUGGCCGCAAAGACUCCGCCCAUUGAGAGCGUUAGUUUACCCCCGCGUAGUCCCGCGAACGGGCCAACUCUGUGGGCUUGA